Nerophis ophidion (straightnose pipefish) is the source of this 2860-nucleotide messenger RNA. It is a transcript of the gene xkr7a, whose product is annotated as XK related 7a. The transcript is spliced from 4 exons. Gene Ontology annotation, biological process: engulfment of apoptotic cell; apoptotic process involved in development; phosphatidylserine exposure on apoptotic cell surface. Gene Ontology annotation, cellular component: plasma membrane. Lineage: Eukaryota; Metazoa; Chordata; Actinopteri; Syngnathiformes; Syngnathidae. The coding region runs from base 194 to 2128 and encodes 644 amino acids. The record is from RefSeq and is a predicted model, not a curated record.
AUACAGAUUAGAACAUUUUGUAUAGCUGUUAUGUUUGGUAGUUACGCCUACACAAAAUUAAGUUGCUGUAUGAAGAUUAAAAAUACAAUAUAACAAAUUCUGCACAGUAAUAAACAUAUACAUACAUCAGACUUAUUGUGUUCCAGAAAGACCACCGUGCCAUCGCUGCUGUAAAAUAUUUGAAAACUGAAUCAUGCAUGUAGAAGCCAUGAACCAUAUUCUUUCAUUUGCAGCAUUCCACGGUGUAAAAGAAUCGAUGAGCUCCGGUUCCUCCCCAUCUUCCUUACCUUCCAGUCCCCCCUCCUCCCUCGCCUCCACACACCCACAGGCUGCGCGACCCCCUCCCCCCUUCCAUCAUUUUCCCAUCUCCUACUCACUCUCCCCUCCGACAAACAUGGCUGCGAAAUCUGACGGUGCAGCCGUCUCUCCGCGAAACCAAACCCCCCCCGACUGUCCUUCCAGGACGGACCACCGUCCUCCGCCUCGGCAUCGCCUCCCCGCCGAGCAGCGCUACUCCGUGUCAGACUGCUGCUGGACCCUCUGCGCCCUCCUGGUCUUCUUCUCGGACGGGGCCUCCGACCUGUGGCUGGCUGCCGACUACUACCUUCGGAGGGAGUACUGGUGCUUUGCGCUGACCCUCGUCUUUGUGGUGCUCCCCUCCGUGGUGGUGCAGGUGUUGAGUUUCCGAUGGUUCGCCUACGAUUUCACCGACACCCCCGAGAGCGGCAAGGCUGCGGCGGCCGUGGUGGCGGCGGGGAGCGACUUCGGUGACAAGGACGGCGGUGCAGAGCGGGGCGCUGGCCGCACCUCCGCGGCGGCCGGGGUGCUGCCUGGGCCGGCCACCGGGGGCUGCUGCAGAGUGCUCAUGUGGCUCUUUCAGGUCGUCAUUCACAUCUUCCAGUUGGCUCAAGUUUGGAGGUACGUCCGAGCCCUGUAUUUGGGCGUGCAAAGCCGCUGGCACAGGGAGCCCGAGCGCCGUCACUACUACUGGCGCAUGAUGUUUGAGAGCGCCGACAUCAGUAUCCUGCGUUUACUGGAGUCCUUCUUGAAGAGCGCCCCACAGCUGGUGCUGCAGCUCUCCAUCAUGAUACUAGCUGGUCAGGUGCUGCCUCUUCAGGAUCUGCACCAAUAUCAAAUGGGUUCUUUGCCAACCCCAACCCAAAGUAUAAAUGAAAACAGACUUUCAGCGUCCGCCUCCCUGAUGUCCCUGGCCUGGAUGAUCGCCUCCUAUCAGAAAGUGUUGAGGGACUCCAGAGACGAUAAGCUCCCCAUGACCUACAAGGCAGUCGUCGUCCAGAUCUUGUGGCAUCUCUUCACCAUCGGGGCCCGCGCGCUGGCCUUCGCCCUCUUCGCCUCCGUGUUCCAGCUUUACUUUGGCAUCUUCAUCGUGGCCCACUGGUGCAUCAUGACUUUCUGGAUCAUUCAAGGCGAGACGGACUUCUGCAUGUCCAAGUGGGAGGAGAUCAUCUAUAACAUGAUGGUGGGCAUCGUGUACGUUUUCUGCUGGUUCAGUGUGAGGGAGGGCCGCACUCGCUGCAGGAUGCUCACCUACAACCUGACCGUGUUCGUGGAGAACGUAGCUCUCGCCGCCACCUGGUAUCUGUACGGCGGCACACAUACCUCAGACUUUUACGCCGUUGUUAUGGUGUGCGUGGUGGCCAGCAGCUACGCUCUGGGCACCUUCUUCAUGUUUGUUUAUUACUGUCUGCUGCACCCUGACGGCCCCGUCUCAGGUUGGGGCUACAUAUCGGAGAAGGAGGUGGCGGCGGAGGCGCUGGUGUCCCCGACCGCCAGCCUCCCCCCUGACCUGGUGAGCAGCCCACCCAGGACCCUGCAGAGAACUAAAGACAGAGAGCAGGGGCCCGGGAUGGACGGAGACGUGUUCCUGGUGCGAACACUUCGGGGAAGACGGGCCCCGGCGCCCCACCCUACACCAGGGACGGAAGGGCCCGUCAUCCGAAUAGACCUGCCCAGGAAGAGUUACCCCGCCUGGGACGCUCACUACAUCGACCGCAGGCUGCGCAAAACAAUCCUGGUGCUGGAAAGCGCGGCGCCGGUUGCUCCGAGGAUUCAGUACCGCUGCCUGGGCACGCCCAAAGAAGUGAUGGAGUACGAGACCACCGUGUGAUGGUGACCCUUCAUCUCCAUGACGACUGCCAAGCAGUGGAGACAAAUAAUGGGAGUGUUUUGGUUUGUUUUUUUUUCGCAAAUGCAAAUAUGUUGUGGGAUGGUGUUGCAUACAGUCACGGUCAAAAGUUGACACACACUUGUAAAGAACAUAACAUCAUGGCUAUCUUGAGUUUCCAGUCAUUUCUACAACUCUUAUUUUUUGUUAUAGAGCAGGGAUGUCAAACUCAAAUACAGAGUGGGCCAACAUUUUAAAAAUUAACCUUUUAAUAGGGACCCAAACAAGUUUUGCAUUGAAUGUUGAACAAGCAAGGCUUAUAUAACUUUAUAGUGACAUGCAAAAUCGAGCUUGAAAUAAUAAUAAUUUAACAUAUCGAUUGCAAAAUUUAAAUAAAAAUUGAAUGCCUCUUUUCUAUUUGCAGCCUUCUGAGGUAAAUAUCUAAAUAAACUUUUUCCAUAGGCUAAUAAUACAUUUGAAAAUAAAAUAACAAUAAUAAAUUAAUCAAACAUUCGAGCCUUAAAGUAGCAAGAGAAAGCACAUGAAUAAAACGUUAAUCAUUGCUACAAUGAUUUGAUUUAACACUGAAUAUGGAACAAGCAACGCAUAUAUAACUUAACAGUGCAAAAUCAACUUUCAAAAAACAAAAGGAAAAAAAAAUCAAAUUAAAUCAAACAUUUAAUGCCUCUUUUCUAUUUGCAGCCUUCUGACUUAAAUAUCAACAUUAACUUUUUC